Messenger RNA from Chenopodium quinoa (quinoa), 873 nucleotides. RefSeq lists its product as uncharacterized. The transcript is spliced from 2 exons. The coding region runs from base 1 to 873 and encodes 290 amino acids. Lineage: Eukaryota; Viridiplantae; Streptophyta; Magnoliopsida; Caryophyllales; Amaranthaceae. The record is from RefSeq and is a predicted model, not a curated record.
AUGGAAGUAGAUCCUGCACAGAAUCCUACUUCACCUUUUUACUUGCAUCCGUCUAAUAAUCCUGGUCAGAAACUAGUGAAUUUCAAGUUUAAUGGAAAUAGUUAUGCAGAUUGGAAAUGUUCAAUGUUGAUUAGCUUAUCAGCUAAGAAUAAGCUUGGAUUUGUUGAUGGAAGUUUGAUUAAACCUGCUGUAACUAGUGAUACUUGCCUUUCUUGGGAGAGCACAGCUAGGGAGAUAUGGUUGAAUUUGGAGGAAAGAUAUUGUCAAUCCUCUGGAGCUUUGUUGUAUUAUUUGCAACAAGCCUUACAUGAGAUUAAGCAAGAUCAUGACAAUAUCUCAGGUUUUUACACCAAGAUAAAAAUGAUGUGGGAUCAGUUGGAUGUAAUUGACCCAAUUCCUAUGUGCUCUUGCAUCAACUGCAACUGUAACAUCACUCAAAGAUUGCUCAAGUCACAGCAGGACAGAAGAUUGGUUGAGUUCUUAAUGAAGCUAAAUGAUAGUUUUGAGGUGGUCAGAGGAAGUAUACUGAUGUUCAGCCCUUUGCCUAACAUUUCACAUGCUUACAGACUCCUUGUACAAGAGGAAAAUCACAAACAGCUAUACCAGACACAUGCUACUUCAAACGAAUCUAUGGCUUUUGCUGUGAACAAUAGGAAAUACUAUGAACAAGAUAAAAACAGACAAAGUUAUCACAACUACGGAAACAAUGAUCAGAGAAGAGUCAACUAUUAUUGUGAUCACUGUAAGAUCCCAGGGCAUAGUAUUCAGAGUUGCUAUAAGCUUAAAGGAUAUACUCAGAGUAAAUAUCUUGAUAAGGGUAAAAGAGUGGCUGCAAAUGCAGAAUUCAUUGAUCAUGAGGAAAAAGAGAAUUAA